AUGGCAUCUCCUGCCGACGAUCGCGGAUUUGUGAAAUGUGCAGAGAGCACCAAACUUAAUCCUUAUAAUUGCGAGUGUGGUUGCCGUUCUGGGUAUUACGAACGCUUUGGGCGAUGCCGAGCCCGUCUUAUUGGACCACAAGAAAUCAACGUUACAGCGUGCAUGUCCGAAGCAGGAUUAGACUGUGAACAUAGAUGUCUGAACGAUACAGAUGGUGAUCAUGUCUGUGAAUGUAACCCUGGUUACAGACUGGCUGGCGAUAAACAACGAUGUAUUGCUUGUUUCGAUGCUCAUAACGUUUGUGAGAAUGGUGGACAAUUGAAAUGGAGUGAAGAUCAUUGCAAAUGUUUUUGUCCUAUUCCGUGGGCUGGAAGGUCUUAUCAAGAGUGUAAUCUGUAUUCCUGCGCCAACGGAGGCGUACUGGAUUACGAUAAUUGUCGAUGCGACUGCGCAGCUGGAUGGCGCGGAGUCAGUUGCGAAGAAACCUGUGAAGUCGAUCAAUCUAUGAUAUGCGAUGUCGGGUCUUUGCCGUUCUGUCAGUCUGUUGCCAUUGUGAAAACGAAGUGCACGGUUCUCUGUGGUGUCUGUGUCCCAUAA
Saccoglossus kowalevskii is the source of this 597-nucleotide messenger RNA. Its product is annotated as neurogenic locus notch homolog protein 2-like. Lineage: Eukaryota; Metazoa; Hemichordata; Enteropneusta; Harrimaniidae. The record is from RefSeq and is a predicted model, not a curated record.